AGGUUUAUUUGCAGAAUUGCUUUAACACCAGUAAUUGGGUAUUUGGUUGUAGAGGAGUAUUUCACUGUCGGUCUUUAUUUGCUUUCAAUUGCUGGUAUUACAGACUUGUUGGAUGGUUUGAUAGCGCGGCACAUAAAAGGUCAGAGUUCACUGUUGGGUAGUGUACUCGACCCAGUUGCCGAUAAAUUGCUUGUGAGUACACUCUUCAUAACGCUCACUUAUGUCAACCUUAUUCCACUUUUACUAACAAUCAUCGUAAUCUCACGUGACAUAUGUCUCAUAACGGGUGGUUUUGUGAAACGAUACCGAUUGUUAGUGCCUCCGAUCACACUGAAACGCUAUUUCGACCCUUCCGUAUCUCCAGUGAAAGUGGCACCUACGAUGGUUAGUAAGGUGAACACCGCGUUACAACUCUCUCUGGUGGCGUGCAGUCUCGCUUCACCAGUUUUCGGUUUUGUUGGUUAUCCGUACCUGACAGCUUUAUGGUCAGUUCUUUUCGAGUAUGGGAUGUUGUUUUGGCUGUUACUUUCGAAGUGUUGUGCUGACUGGCAGCGAUUUGCUGUCAAACGACCAUUCACCUUUUACAUUCACAGAAAUACCUUGCCGAUUCGCUUCUGUCAUGCAUAUCAUCUGAAAAUCUUCGAUUACACUGAAAAGAUAUUACACGAUUUUUCGCUAUCAUUCAGUUGA
Anisakis simplex (herring worm) is the source of this 690-nucleotide messenger RNA. NCBI's taxonomy places the organism in Eukaryota, Metazoa, Nematoda, Chromadorea, Rhabditida, Anisakidae. The record is from the annotation of a GenBank genome assembly.